CGCUUGACCCGCUUGACCGUCCAAUUUCAACCAAGGUACUACCUUUUUCCUUGUCCGCCACCAUGGCCAUGGAUUCAUUCUCCUGGUCAGAUACAUUCCGCGCCGCUUUUUCCACCUGCAUGCCAUGCCUCGCCAAAGAGCUUCACGACGACCCCACCAACAGCGGCUACCAGCGGCUACCCCAAAAUCUCGAACACUUGCUGCAGGAUCCAGGAACCGACACCGAGGCAGAGACUUUGUCUCUGCACUCGAAUAUCGGUGACAAUAAUCGAAGAAGGAAGAAAAAGCGACAACCUAGGCGUAUUUUAACAUUCUUUGGUUUGAACCUCUUCGGAAAACCUGCCAUCCAUCUUGACGAAGACGAGGGUGACCACACCUUUCAUCGUUCCCGCACUUCUACUUCACGGACAUCCUCCACAGGGUUUGACUCUGACGCUGCACCGCUUGACUCGUCAGCGAUAGACAGUAUGACUCUGGAACAGCUUGAAGAGCGAGCACGUGCAGCGGAAGAAGAGGAGAGGCACGCGAAAGAAGAACGGCGCAAGCGGAGACGAGAGCGCAAGGAGAUGAAGCGACUUGCACAGGCAUUGGCUGUUGGGUCCGUGGAUGGUGAGGAGUUUGAGGGAUUCCAAGGCAGUGGCUCUGUCACUGGAGGGUACCUACAUAUUCCCUCUCCCGGGUUUUACAACACCCCCCCUCCGUCACACCCAGAGGUCGAAACCGAAGCGGAUGAUGGUGCAGACCUUGAUGGAGGAAUGUACGUCAGUAGGAGAGACCAUCACGGCAGCAGCGGCGGCGGCUCCGAUUCGCGACUGACUUCGUCAGACGCCUCCUCGCAGAUCCGGUACCACAGCCAACAGCUCGCCCCGACCACACAUCUACCUAAUCUGACUCCUUCAUCGCUCCCGGUGAAGAAGAAGAAGUCUUCAAAGUCCAUGUCGCGUUCUUCCGGGACGUCUUCCCAAUCUCCGUCAUUGGCGUCGCCUGUGGGACACUCAUUCUCUCAGAUAUUGGGUCCCAAGGGGGAUGUCGUUGGUGAGAGCGGGUUGCCCAGUCGGGGCCUCUCAAUGGGAGGAGAUAGGCAGUCAUUCAGAGGCGGACAAGGAGGAGCAUUCCUAGCCGACCAUGGUGCCGAUUGAAAGGUUAUGGGAUCAUGGUGAUACCAAUGGAUGGAGGAAUACCAAUAAUGAUACUUUGUCUAGUAUAAUAGCUUCAGUUUCUGUAUCUGGACAGUACUAUGGAAUGAAUAAUUUAGGACUGAUCUUGUGAA
Molecule: messenger RNA, 1270 nt
Organism: Guyanagaster necrorhizus
Lineage: Eukaryota; Fungi; Basidiomycota; Agaricomycetes; Agaricales; Physalacriaceae
Exons: 1
Coding region: 63-1139 (358 amino acids)
Source: RefSeq, a predicted model, not a curated record